UCAUAAGUCCUGGAUCCACCUUUUAAGGUGGAACGGACAAUCCUAAUAAUAAAUAAAUACAUAAAUAAAUAUAGCCAGCUUCUGUUGGAGAAAUGCUACGCUUUCAGUUUGCACAUUUAUUCAAAUUCACCUGCAGGAUUUAUUGUCGGAAUCUGCAAACAAACAUGAACGACUUUGCAGUGCUGAACACCGGCCGAAAGAUGCCACUCGUCGGGUUAGGGACAUGGAAGAGUGAGCCUGGAAAGGUGAAACAGGCAGUCGUAUGGGCACUUCAGGCCGGAUAUAGGCACAUCGACUGCGCUGCCAUUUAUGGAAACGAAUCAGAAAUCGGAGAAGCCUUUCAGGAGAUGCUGGGGCCUGACAAAGCCUUGAAACGAGAAGACGUGUUCGUGACAUCCAAACUGUGGAACACGAAGCACCAUCCUGAGGACGUGGAGCCAGCACUGCUCAACAGCUUGAAAGAGCUGAAGCUGGAGUACCUGGACCUCUACCUCAUUCACUGGCCUUAUGCCUUCCAGCGGGGGGAUACAGCUUUCCCCAGACAGGAAGAUGGGACCUUACUGUAUGAUGACAUUGACUACAAGGUGACAUGGGCUGCCAUGGAAAAACUCGUGGAAAAGGGACUCGUGAGAGCUAUCGGGCUCUCGAACUUCAACAGCAGACAGAUUAAUGAUGUCCUGUCCAUGGCCAACAUAAAGCCUACUGUAUUACAGGUAGAAGGUCAUCCUUAUCUAGCCCAGGUGGAGCUUCUUGCUCACUGCAGGGAGAGGGGCUUAGUGAUGACUGCCUACAGUCCGCUUGGCUCUCCAGAUCGUGCCUGGAAGAGACCAGAUGAGCCAGUUGUCUUAGAGGAGCCAGUCAUUGCAGCUCUAGCCAAGAAAUACAACAAAUCUCUUGCACAAAUUAUAAUCAGGUGGCAGACCCAGCGAGGGGUCGUGACUAUCCCAAAGAGUGUUACAGAGUCUCGCAUCAAAGAAAACAUACAGGUUUUUGACUUCACUCUGGAGCCGGAUGAAAUGGACAGUGUGACAGCAUUGAACAAAGGCUGGAGAUACAUCGUGCCAACUAUAACUGUUGAUGGCAAGCCUGUACUGAGGGAUGCAGGACAUCCUCACUAUCCAUUUAAUGAUCCGUAUUAAUUGAUACAUUGUAUUGCAGGAUUAUGUGCCUUCCAAUCCACUUCACUGAAUGCCCCUCUGGUCUCAACCUGAGCCCUGUGGACCUUUCUGGCAAGCUUUAUUUUAAAAACAAUAAAAUGAACAGUGCAUCUCA
Messenger RNA from Ictalurus punctatus (channel catfish), 1272 nucleotides. RefSeq names its product aldo-keto reductase family 1, member A1b (aldehyde reductase) (gene akr1a1b). The coding region runs from base 93 to 1139 and encodes 348 amino acids. The transcript is spliced from 9 exons. Gene Ontology annotation, molecular function: aldose reductase (NADPH) activity. Gene Ontology annotation, cellular component: cytosol. The record is from RefSeq and is a predicted model, not a curated record. Gene Ontology annotation, biological process: aldehyde catabolic process. NCBI's taxonomy places the organism in Eukaryota, Metazoa, Chordata, Actinopteri, Siluriformes, Ictaluridae.